GACGCGGCGGAUCAUGCUCUGGUGCGUUGUGCUCGGCGGCCAUACGCCGAUGCUUGUUCUCUUACGGGUAACCACCUAGGACGAGGGCGGAAGCGAGGAGUCGCCUUGGAUGGGAAUGCCCGAGAGGCAUCACUGGAGGAUGCCGUGUGAAGCGGUAGCCCCCUUUCCUCCCUUCCAUCCAUGGCUUGCCGCGCAACAAAUCUAUCAACGUCCGCUUCGCCAGGCCGCCUUCGUCAUCUCAUUCCGCGCAUUCUUCCGUGUACCGUUCGAGAUGGGCACGGACAUCGCAGAUAGCAGCGGGUCUAUUCAAACCCGUGAAGUGAAUUGGACCACAGUUCAGAUCGCCACCGUCAUCUCUGUCGGCGUCUCCGUCGCCGCUGUUGCCUCGUUCGCAUUCCUAUGCUAUCGCCGUCGGCACCGCCGGCAAUACCACACGCCCUCGCCCACGCCUGAGCAGGUCUACGCCAUGUCUCCCCCCGCCGAUCCGCAUCCGCGACCCCAGCUCCUGACACCCGGCGCCGAACCCGUGCGCGUGCGCCCACCAUACUCGAGCUGGGUCCAGGUGCGGUUGGCGGCACCCAAGUUCUUCUUUGGCCUGCUGCCCGGCACGCAGACGGUUCGCUCGCGCGAGCGCAAGAAGGACCCGAGCUGGGAGAUCGAUGACCUCCGCCCGGGGGAGGACGAGGAGGGUGGCAAGGCGUGGUCGCAUACGGCACAGUCAUCGUACGACCCCGGGCUGCCCGGCGCGGGCGCGAGCGGGACAUUCCACCCGCUCUUCGCAGAGGAGGACGAGAACGAGGACGCUCACGACCUCUUCCACUCGCAGCGCUCACAUACGCGCAACCCAUCCAGCAUGUCUCUCCUCGCGCUGUCCCAACCGGCGCCAUCCGCCUCGUCUUCAUUGCGGCGAGCGGGACAAUCUGAGACGCCGAAGCCGGACCGGACUUUCUUCCAGCGGAUGAUGAAGUUCAAACGCGGGCUGCUGAAGAGCCCCGAGUACAGGACGGGGCGCGUGAGCCCGCGUGCACCGGACACGCUGUUCAGGAUUGACGCUGGUCCUGGGGAGCCGGCGACGCCAGGACCGAGUCGGGGUGGGUUCGGCGAGACGGGGCUGGGAUUGAAACAGGGCAAGGCGUCAUCUGCGCCGAUGACACAAGGUGGUGGCAUGACGGUGGACGCCAGGGCGCGGGACGCAGACGAGCGCAGCGUACUGUUGAUCUCACGCCAUCCUGGAGAGGACUUUGAUUUUGAUCUCGAGCUGGGCGAGUCGGAGGCGGGGUGAGCCCGACUCGACCGAACGCUGUCAUCUGUCGAAUGCUGCGGGGAUUGCGCCGGCUCACCCAUCCCUUAUCAUCGUGUCUUCAUGCAGCCUGCGCCCAUCUUUACCAACCCGUCCGCGUCGGCAUAUCCCCCCCAGGUUCUCAUGCUCCGUUCUCUGCCUCGCCGACGUCUCCGGCUUUUGCAUUUACACACCAGGUCUCAUUCCAGCUAUCACACUAUCAUCUCUCUCAUCUCGGACUGUGGAACAUACGUUAGCACCCGGAAACUGACAGACUGCACUACUCCUACUGUAACUUAUCGUGACU
This is a messenger RNA of Laetiporus sulphureus 93-53, 1586 nucleotides long. RefSeq lists its product as uncharacterized. Lineage: Eukaryota; Fungi; Basidiomycota; Agaricomycetes; Polyporales; Laetiporaceae. The transcript has 3 exons. The record is from RefSeq and is a predicted model, not a curated record. The coding region runs from base 110 to 1282 and encodes 390 amino acids.